Messenger RNA from Kalmanozyma brasiliensis GHG001, 642 nucleotides. RefSeq names its product GINS complex. Gene Ontology annotation, biological process: mitotic DNA replication initiation. Gene Ontology annotation, cellular component: GINS complex. The coding region runs from base 1 to 642 and encodes 213 amino acids. Lineage: Eukaryota; Fungi; Basidiomycota; Ustilaginomycetes; Ustilaginales. The transcript has a single exon. The record is from RefSeq and is a predicted model, not a curated record.
AUGGACCACAACUACUGGAACGUCGACGACUUUCUCGCCGACUCGCAAAAGCUACCAUGCACCUUCAACGUCGACGUGCCCAACAUGGGUCAGAUCCAAUCCAACGAGGAACGCGACAUCAAAGCCCUCUCCCGCGUCGAGCUUCCCUUCUGGCUAGCCGAGCUCAUGGCGCUCAACAACAUCGUGUCGAUCAACAAGCCCAAGUCCUUCUCCACCCGAGUCAAGGCGGCGCUCGACGCGACACCGACCUCGGUCCAAUUGCGACAUCAGAACAUCCACUGGUACGCACUCGGUGCGCGGCUCGCCCAACUCAUGGAUGACGACGACACAGAGAUGCAAGUGCUCUCCAAAGCAUAUAUUGGGAGGAUAGCACAGAUCUUUCAGCAGUCACAGCAUCUUUCGUCACUCUCGUCGGGGACGACAACAGCAGCAGCGGACGGAGAUCAGAGAGGAUUCGCUUCAGCACAGGCGAUUGCGGCGAUGGUUUCUGAUGGACCGACGUUGGGCAUGAGCGCGGGUAACGCGAUGAGCGCCGAGAUCACCGAGUUUCUGCAGGGCAUGGAGGAGUCCGAGCGGGUGCUGCUCAGGAAUGGACAGGAUGGCGCGAGGAUGAUGAAGGACUUCCUGGCCGGCAACCAUUGA